AUGAUAGGAGUCAAACUGUGCUCCCCUUAGUGAAAUCAUUCUGUGAAAAAUCCUUCAAAGCAGAUGAAUCUAUCCUAGUUUCUUUAUCUUUCCAUUUAGGGAAACUCUGUAAUGGAUUAUAUGGCAUUUUUACUCCUGAACAGCACUUGCGUUUUUUGGAAUUUUAUAAGAAGCUUUCCACGCUGGGUUUACAGCAGGAAAAUGGACACAAUGAUAAUCAACUACAACUUCAAACUCUGGAACAGGAAAAGAAAUAUAUUUCAGUGAGGAAGAACUGUGCUUACAAUUUUCCAGCCAUGAUUGUUUUUGUGGAUCCAAAGAACUUCCAUUUAGAGCUAUAUUCUAUAUUCUUCUGCCUUUGUCAUGACCCUGAAGUUCCCGUCAGAUAUACUAUGGCCACAAGCUUCUAUGAAGUUGCUAAGCUUUUAAAUUCUGGUGUGUAUACAAUACAUAAAGAACUGGUUACACUAUUACAGGAUGAGUCACUGGAGGUGUUAGAUGCCCUGGUAGGUCACCUUCCUGAAAUCCUUGAACUAAUGACAAAUGGAGGAGAAAACAGUGGAUCAGAAAGCAAGUUAUUGUCUAUUCCUGACUUGAUUCCUGCAUUAACAACAGCAGAACAGAGAGCAGCAACUUCUUUAAAGUGGAGAACUCACGAGAAGUUACUACAAAAAUAUGCAUGUCUCCCUCAUAUCAUAUCAAGUGAUCAGAUUUAUUACCGUUUUCUUCACAGGAUGUUGACAAUCAUUUUGACAAAUAAUGUCCUGCCAGUCCAAAAAGCAGCUGCUCGAACUCUCUGCGUUUAUUUACGUUAUAAUCGCAAGCAAGAACAGAGACAUGAGGUUAUUCAGAAACUGAUUGAACAAUUGGGCCAAGGAAAAAGUUAUUGGAACAGACUUCGGUUCUUAGAUACUUGUGAAUUCAUUAUGGAACUGUUUUCAAAAUCAUUCUUCUGUAAAUAUUUCUUUCUACCUGUGCUUGAACUUACACAUGAUCCAGUGGCAAAUGUGAG
Messenger RNA from Fulmarus glacialis (Northern fulmar), 1012 nucleotides. Its product is annotated as serine/threonine-protein phosphatase 4 regulatory subunit 4-like. Lineage: Eukaryota; Metazoa; Chordata; Aves; Procellariiformes; Procellariidae. The record is from RefSeq and is a predicted model, not a curated record. Gene Ontology annotation, cellular component: protein serine/threonine phosphatase complex; cytosol. The transcript has 8 exons. The annotation marks the transcript as partial. Gene Ontology annotation, molecular function: protein phosphatase regulator activity.